GUAAAAAAUUAUGGUGUUUAUGAAAAAGGGAACUGCUGUUUAUUCUUAUAAGGAUGAAUGCUUAAGUGGGCUUGAUAAUAGUUUUCAAGAAGAGUUGCAGUGUGGGUUUCCAAGUAAGAUGUAGACUGGGACUCCACUAGAGUGAUUUAGUCUCCAGAAGAAAAGGGUAUUUUUUCCAUACUUUAUUUUGUAGUUUUCAACUUGUUAGAUUCUUGCUUUUACUCUUAGAGGUAGUAAAACAAUUUGGCUGAUUGGUUUAAAGAGAUAAUGAAAAGGAAUGAGAUUUUCUCAGGGUAAUUUUGGAACCCUGAGUAAAGGUUGGGAGUUGCCUAUGAGCUUUUUGGCCAUCUUAAACAGGGAUAGGUGGAUGAUUAUAAAAUGCAGAAACAAAAAGAGACUAGACUUAAUGACUUUGUGUAUAGUUGUCAGUUGUUAGGAUUCUCAGGUUUAGUGUUAAUGUAGUCCUAUCUGAGCUGUCUGCCUUCAACUAUAAGAAUGUUUGGCAGUGUAUUCAAAAUAGAUUUAUACAUUUUAAUACAGUGAUUCUCUUUGUUUCUCUCCUUCCCUCCACACACAUAUUUUUACCCUUAUUUUUGCCCCUUCUUACCCUCCUUUGGUGUCAAUUAUAAUGGCACUUUACUUCCAUUCAGGAUGUGGGCAGGUAUACAGGCAGCUGUGUCCAGAGCUGAUAGCAAAGUUUUUCUGUAGAUCAGCCAUCGAGAUGCAUUUGAGUGGUAUGAUUGGCAGGUUCUGUCCUCGAGAGCAAGCACAUCAUCUCUGCAACAGGUUCAGCUGCCAAGCCUAGGAAUCCAACCAAGUUCAUUCCCAAGCCCAGGCCAGUCAGUUGGCAACUUAAGAGAUCCAGUAUGCCAAAAGAGCCUGCAGGUUUACCUCGUGUAUAGCCUUUUUUAACAUCCUUAACGAGUUAAAUGACUAUGCAGGACAGCGAGAAGUAGUAGCAGAAGAAAUGGCGCACAGAGUUUAUGGUGAAUUAAUGAGAUAUGCUCAUGAUCUGAAAACUGAAAGAAAAAUGCAUCUUCAAGAGGGACGAAAAGCUCAACAAUACCUUGACAUGUGCUGGAAACAGAUGGAUAAUAGUAAAAAGAAAUUUGAAAGAGAAUGUAGAGAGGCAGAAAAGGCACAACAGAGUUAUGAAAGAUUGGAUAAUGAUACUAAUGCAACCAAGGCAGAUGUUGAAAAGGCUAAACAGCAGUUGAAUCUGCGUACGCAUAUGGCUGAUGAAAAUAAAAAUGAAUAUGCUGCACAAUUACAGAACUUUAAUGGAGAGCAACACAAGCAUUUCUACGUAGUGAUUCCUCAGAUUUACAAGCAACUACAAGAAAUGGAUGAACGAAGGACGAUCAAACUCAGUGAGUGUUACAGAGGAUUUGCAGACUCAGAACGCAAAGUUAUUCCUAUCAUUUCAAAAUGUUUGGAAGGAAUGAUUCUUGCAGCAAAAUCAGUUGAUGAAAGAAGAGACUCUCAGAUGGUAGUAGACUCUUUCAAGUCUGGAUUUGAGCCUCCAGGAGACUUUCCAUUUGAAGAUUACAGUCAGCAUAUUUAUAGAACCAUUUCUGAUGGGACUAUCAGUGCAUCCAAACAGGAAAUCGGGAAGGUGGAUGCCAAAACCACAGUAGGAAAGGCCAAGGGCAAGUUGUGGCUCUUUGGAAAGAAGCCUAAGGGCCCAGCGCUAGAAGAUUUCAGUCAUCUGCCACCAGAACAAAGACGUAAAAAACUACAGCAGCGCAUUGAUGAACUUAACAGAGAACUUCAAAAAGAAUCAGACCAAAAAGAAGCACUCAACAAAAUGAAAGAUGUGUAUGAGAAAAAUCCACAGAUGGGGGAUCCAGGGAGUUUGCAGCCUAAGUUAGCAGAAACCAUGAAUAACAUUGACCGCCUGCGAAUGGAAAUCCACAAGAAUGAGGCUUGGCUCUCUGAAGUUGAAGGCAAAACAGGUGGGAGAGGAGACAGAAGACAUAGCAGUGACAUAAAUCAUCUUGUAACCCAGGGACGAGAAAGUCCUGAGGGAAGUUACACUGAUGAUGCAAACCAAGAAGUCCGUGGACCACCGCAACAGCAUGGUCACCACAGUGAGUUUGAUGAUGAAUUUGAAGAUGAUGAUCCCUUGCCUGCUAUUGGACAUUGCAAAGCUAUCUACCCUUUCGAUGGACAUAAUGAAGGUACUCUGGCAAUGAAAGAAGGCGAAGUUCUAUACAUUAUCGAAGAGGACAAAGGGGAUGGAUGGACAAGAGCUCGGAGACAGAACGGUGAAGAAGGCUACGUUCCCACAUCAUACAUAGAUGUUACUCUAGAGAAAAACAGUAAAGGUGCAGUAACUUACAUCUAAACUAACCAGGCAGCUUUGUUACAUGUGUGACAUAGGAACAGUAACAGGACGAAAACACAUUGAAUAGGUGGGAAAACAUAAGAAAACUUAAAGGGCAUCCAAGAUUUCUUGUUCACUAUGUGAGCUGAGUGUAGGCCCGAUCUUAGAGAUGUGAUUAUUACCACAAGAAACGGUUCUCGUGAUGCUUUACCAUUUGAGUGAUGUUGCUGUGAAGCUUACUUGAUGCCUUUUGCUUUAUGUCCUGCUUAAGUCUGUGUGAAGGAGUUGUGUUUCUUUGCCUUAUAAAUCAUAGAAUUUGAUCUAUUGAGCAGGAAUCCGUAGAUAGAAAACUCCCCACCCUCCUACACUUGGCUGCAGAAAGCACAGUGACUGUAGUGAGUUCAAAUAAGUAAAACUGCUCUGAAAUGCUAUAGAAAGCUGACUCCCAAAAGAAUGGUUUGCUCUAGGAGUUUGAAUUUAGCUGCAGUUUUCAGGAAGAAAAGUAAUAGUUGGCUAAUUGGAUAAAAUAAGAAUGUAAUCAUUUUCAUUUUCCUACCUUAUUCUUAACUUUGGUUUCCUAAAGGAAGAAAACAAGCACCUAGCACAUAAUCUAUUUUAGUAGUAGUCCAAUCAAGAGACCUGCAAAGUAAAUCAACCUGGUCUGGCUCUUAGGUGAAUAAAAUGGCUUUCUUUUGAGACCUGAAAAUAUUUUCAGGCUUAGUCCUCGUAAAUAAUGUGCAAAAAAAAGCUUCUUUCCAAAUUAAUUUAAUGCUUAUAUUUUUCAUCUUGAAAAUUUCUUGGGAAGUAUAACUUCAGUGAUUAUUUAGCAUUUAGCAGUUAUACAUAGGAAAGUAAAUUCUAAAUAAACUAAGAGGAAAUCUUGAAUGGAGGGGAAGUACGAGGAAAUUUUACUUUGAAAAGAAAAACAACAUUUUUGACUAACUGGGUUGGAGGAAGAUAUCUGUGCCACCAUUUAGGGCAUUUCCUCAUUUUAAUGCUGAAUCAUCAGUUACUAAGAUAGAUUUUUUUUCCAAUUAAUUUCAACAAGCGUUUGUUGGUAACAUUGUACAGUCAAGGAUUGUGCAGUGCUAGUUGUGUGGGAAAGUAAAGUGAGGAAGCAACUAUGGGACUGGUCCUUAAUUUUGUUCGUGUUCCAGAUUUUUUUGGUGUUUUCAAUAACUGACUAUAAAAUGAUUUUAGAGACAUUUGGGACGGACGCUUUAAACUGAACACCCCUUUUGGUCUUACCAAAGGUCUUCAGUAAUUGUUCUUUUCUUUUUCCUCCUGGACUGCAGGUUCCUGAAGAGGGUUUCUGAGGAAAUGGGCAAGAUGUUGAAGGAGGUUACAUGCAGCUGCUUUUGGGGGGAGGGUAUUAGAGUUUGUCAGGCUCAAAGAGAGAGUGAGAGAAGCAAGUUGCAUGAGUGCAUGCAGACAUGAUUAUUUUUUACUAACUUCAUCAGCAUUUCCAUACAUUGUUUUUAAAAAUCAUUGUAGUACUAGUCCUUAAAUUCCUCGUUCACAAUUAUUCACGUGAAGAUAAAAAGCCAACAAUGGCUAACCUUUUUUCCAUUUAUUUUACUGAUGUCCAAAUCAGGAAAAAUACAGAGCUGUCAUUAAAUUUGUCUUGCCUUUGGCUGUCCCAACAGGACUGUCUCCACCCCAGCUCUGUUUUAAUUGGCUUUUAGACUCGUUGUCUGUUAGAAUCCUUGCCAUUUGUCAGUGUCUGCCUGUGCCACCUCUGUGCUUGCUUAACAUCCUGUUGCAUGUCUAGAGUGAUCGGGCUAGAUUUUUCAGGCAUGUCUUUAUAAUCCCUUGUUCUUGUCGAAGUCUUUGUUUUGUUUUACAUUUGUAGCGCAAAUCACUUUGUCAGGCAUCUCCAGCACUAAUGUUUCCAUCCUAGUAUUUGUGUAUGCUGCUAUAACUUCCCCACUGCAAAACAUUCCAGUUUUGACAUUAUGAAGAAGUAGUUUGUGAACCUGAAGUAUUUAUGAUAAGAAAAAGAAAACAUCUCUGCUCUAACCUAUAGCCCCAUUGAAAGAACUCUUUGAAAUGUGAUACGUCUUCAGCACCUCAGUCUGGGAAGAAUCUAUAGUCAGCACUGAAAUCCUGGCAUAAUAAACACAGAAGAUACUCACCACAUCAAGACAAAGGACUGUUGUCAGAAGUCAGCUGCUUCCAUUCAAAUGCUGCCUUAAACUAGAGUGCCUAAAUCUGUUGAUUGCCAACACUACCACUACAGUAUCCCACAAAGGGCUUUAUGUGUCAGCUCAGUGCGACCUCCUUCAACUCGGCAGUGCUGCUGCAGCUGCUGAUACAGCCUCGGUAGGUGGCUUUUAGAGCUCUACCACAUUUGAUGGUGCAUCUUCAAAUUUUUGCAUCAAGCUAAAGACAUGUCCGAGUCCAUUUUACUUUACGCAGUGUUUUUAUGAGAAGUUUUAUGGACUGCUCUCCUCAUUGUCUUUUAAUUUGGGGUUACUGUGUUCUCAUUUGAUUAUUACAAUGAUAGUCUGUUUCCAAGUGAUGCUUUGGUUUGAACCAGAUAAAAUUUAGUGAAACUUUGUAAUGAUCUAUGUGCACUUUUACUUGUAAAAUGGAAAUUCCUGUAUGUUUAUACUUGUAAAUAUAAUUGUCGUUAGUGCCCCUGUUGCUCCUGUUGUCCUGCCUCGAAUCUGUGGUUCUGUUAAUGACUUGUAUCUUAACUAAUUUCUUAGUGGUGUUUAAUAGGGGGAUGGGCGAGGGUGGGGGGGAUAUUUGUACCACGGAAGCUUCAUUAAUUUGGUUCUUUACUGUUUUGAGGGAAGAAAGAGAACGUGAAAUGGUCUGUGUAUUAUUGGAUUUUAAGCAAUAUUCUAGAAGCUGUGUGACUGCUUUAACAAUUUUUUCCCAGUGUUAUUUGAAUCGUACUACCAGUUAUACUAAAGCUGAAUGACAAUUGUGUGAAAGUUAAUGCCUUCAUAAGAUCAAGUACACCCCUGUUACACAGCUGGCAUAUUGUGUGUUACCUUUGAGGCUAGUAAAAUAUAAAGUUUAGAUUUUGAAUCUCAUUACAGGGUUAUUUAUAUAAUGUGACAUUAUUCAAUACUGACAGACUACAUAAAGUAGUUUUAAAAUCUAGUGCUAUUCUUAUUUUAAAGGUUAGCAAUGAGGAGGAUAUGUGAUCUGGCUGUGUUUGUCUUCUGUAAAAAGCCUGAAGUGCUUGUGUUUUUUUGGCUAACAGCCACAGAGGGCAAAGUUUAAGGCUUUCUUGUAAGGACUAACUGUUCUUUUCAAGCUACUGUUUGUUUUUCUAAAAGCAGGAUUUGUUUCCCUAGGAGGCAAGUUCCUUCACGUGGAAUAGUGCAACCUGUAUAUGGGUUAUUACAAUAGGAAAGACAUUUGAACCUGCACACUUUAAAUCAUUCUUAAAUUUGAACGUGUGAAUUGUCCAAAAGAAAUCUUUAAUUUUUCAAUAAUUUUUACUCUCUUUGUGCACAUGUUGAUUUCUUAAUGGUAAAUGCUUUGUUCAAGAUAGUGUUCUCUGUUGAGAAUAUUUUCAUGGAAUAAAACAAUCUUUUCACGGUCAGUUAAGAUGAA
Messenger RNA from Equus caballus (horse), 5899 nucleotides. Lineage: Eukaryota; Metazoa; Chordata; Mammalia; Perissodactyla; Equidae. The record is from RefSeq and is a predicted model, not a curated record.